AUGCCACGUAAGCUACGUAAGAAUAUACGUAAGAGGAAGAGAGCAUUGAAACAUCCAAUAGUAAAACUGACACCACAACAACAGUUGCAACAACAAAUGCUGAAUGACCCCACUAUGUUGCAACAAAUGUCAAGCAACCCUAUGCUUUUAAACCGAGUUAUUGGUGCACAGAGUGGAGGUUUAAGAGCGGCACUUUUAGCGAAAAUGGCAGGCUAUGGUGGAGCUGCAGACGGAACAGCUUAUAACCCUCAAAGUCAAAUGAAUUUGAGUUCACUCAAAAAUCAAAUAACAGAUGUCAAAAAGUCAAACAUAGACAUACAGAAACAAAUAAGUGAAAACGAAAAGAAACUAGAAUAUGACAGACACACAAAGAAACUCAAUGAGUUAAACGUAGAGAAAAAGAAGAAAGAAGAACAACUGAAAGAACUAAGUACAGAGGAAUAUGCGAAAAAAGUGUCAGAAAAAGCAGCAGAAGUAGCAAAAAUGGAACAGGAUGUUAUAAAUUUGAAAAACCAUACUACUCAAUAUAAAGUACUGAAAGAUGAAGAGAUAAAACAAAAAGCCCUGAAGACAUAUAUGGAUAGCGAUGAGUAUAAAAAAGAAGUUGAAGCAAAUGU
Messenger RNA from Trichomonas vaginalis G3, 617 nucleotides. RefSeq names its product protein of unknown function, DUF4106 family. The transcript has a single exon. The record is from RefSeq and is a predicted model, not a curated record. Lineage: Eukaryota; Parabasalia; Trichomonadida; Trichomonadidae. The annotation marks the transcript as partial.